Pocillopora meandrina is the source of this 7209-nucleotide messenger RNA. The record is from the annotation of a GenBank genome assembly. NCBI's taxonomy places the organism in Eukaryota, Metazoa, Cnidaria, Anthozoa, Scleractinia, Pocilloporidae.
AUGCCCUGGAAUCUCAUUUACGAUUAUUUUCCGACUACUUGCGAACAACCAGUUCCGGAAGGAAACAAGAUGGCUGCUCCCCUCUUUAUGGGAUUUGAUUUAAGUACGCAGCAGUUGAAAGCACUAGUUAUCGACAAAGAUCUUAAAGUUGUGACAGAGGCUUCUGUGCACUUCGAUAACGAUUUUCCGGAAUUUAAAACGCAGGGCGGCGUUCAUCAACACAAAGAUAAGCUAACUGUUACAGCGCCAACGUUAUUGUGGGUGAAAGCGUUUGACCUUGUUUUAAAAAGACUGAAAGAAAAUGGUCUGGAAUUCGGAGCUAUUGCUUGUGUUUCUGGAACAGGACAACAACAUGGCAGUGUUUAUUGGAAAAAUGGAGCAAGAGAGACAUUGAAAAACUUGCAAAGUGGAAAAUCUCUAUAUGACCAAUUCCAGGUACAGGGUGUGCACCUAUGUAUGGUUGGAGCACUCACUUUAUUCUGUUCCUUCCGAACAUUGCCCCUUUUUUUAAUUUUGAUAAAUUAAAUAGUGAUGGUUGUGACAAAUCUGUGAGAUAUGCUGCACUGUUGUGGUGGUUGGAGGGCUGGAUUCCUCAAUAAAAGGACUGAGUUUAUGCUCAGGGCGGAUCAUUGAGUUAAAUGUUGGGGCAAGACACUUAACUCUCACAGUGGCUUUGUCCACCUGGAAGUUUGUUGGAUAGCAGAGGACUUCUUCCUUUAAUGGGAUGCAAGUUCAUUACAGGGUUAAAUGGUCCCGAUUCAAUAAGUCACUCACUUAUUCACUCAUUUACUCUCUCACUCACUAUCAUUAUGAGUACCCACUGGAAUGCAAGAUGGUGGCAAAGGUAUUCCACUGUUAUAAGCCUCAGCCAGUUUUUGGAUUAUGUCCAUGGAGUGGUUUAAGUCUCCUUUUUCAGUUUCUCCAAUAGAAUACUGCCUUAUGUUCUCAGGCUUACAAUGCAUGUGCCUGUCUUCAGGUGCCCAGAGUAUUGUUGUUGAACUGAUCACUGAAUCAUUUUCCUUUGUGAAUUGAGAAAGCCAAUCCUGUCACCUUAAAGGUCUUCUUAUGAUGAUGGUUCUCAUGUUCUGAGGGCUUUUUAAAUACUUAAGCUGAAAGUGUGACAUAAGUUGAAAGCAAUACACCUAGCUAAUUUAUUUUGUAACGGAUGUUUAUUUUAUUUGUAGGUAAUUAUGUUUCCCUCUAAAUUUCACCACUAAGAGGAAACAGUAUUAUUGUUGCCAUAUUCUAGUGUCUGUUUGUAUAGUUAACUUUGUUAAUUGUCAUUGCUUGUCUAGAAAUGUGCAAAGUUUUGAUUAAAAAUGCAGAUGUUUGACUGCAUGCUGCCAGUAGCAUUAAGUCAAAGCAUCAAGAGUCAUAUGGUACCUCCCUACACAAUCCUGAGGAAAAAAAUUGAUUAUUAUUUGUCUGAGACAUCAUACACUUAAAGUGUUUUCUUUUCUCAUCAAAUUUCAAUUUCUAGGAUUCAUUUGCUAUCAAGGACUCUCCCAUAUGGAUGGAUUCAAGUACAGGAAAACAAUGCCGAAAUUUAGAGGAUGCAGUUGGUGGCCCACAAAGACUUAGUGAUAUUACAGGCUCAAGGGCUUAUGAACGCUUCACAGGAAAUCAAAUUGCCAAGAUAUAUGAGUUGGAACCUGAUGCAUACAACAUGUGUGAGAGGAUUUCCCUGGUUAGCAGCUUUGCUGCUAGUCUUUUGAUUGGUGACUAUGCACCAAUUGAUUUUAGUGAUGGAUCUGGAAUGAAUCUGAUGAAUAUUCACAGUAAAACUUGGGAAGACAAGUGCCUAGAGGUUUGUUGAUCAUUCCAGUUAAAACUUUCUAAGUUACAAUCAUAAAGAAUACCAACUCUGAUAUUAUUUAAGUCAGCUUUAGAUGAUAGACCUCACAAUAAGACUCAGGCAAUAUAUUUGUAUUGUUUAUCUUUGAAAUCUGAUGAGUUAUUGAUUUAUUGAGCUAUUAAAAUUAACAAUGUAUUUGGCUGCUUGUUUACACAACCAACUACCUUCUGGUAGAGUUAAAAUGAUGUUAUGGGGCAUAUGCAUGGCGUGAAAUGGUGCCUACUACAGGUGCCAAUGUUUCACUUUGGUGAUCAAAUCCUGAAAAUUAGUCAUCAAAUUGGCAACCAGAAUGUUUCAUCAUAACCCUACUUAAAGAUACAGUGAAUUAAAUAGAUUUGGGUAAAAUUUCCACACAGCCCUGCACUACAUUAAUAUGCAUUCAGUUCUUUAAUAGAGAGAACAAUUAAAAAAACAAUACAUUGCCAUUGGGAGAACAAAUUUGUUUUACAAUAGUAUGGGGCGGUACGGAAAUUUUACCAAGAUUUGCAAAGAUAGAUCUGUGGCAAACUUCCUUGUUAAGUUUGUUUCCAAAAUGUAGCACAUGCAUUUUGAUCAAUAACUAGAUGCCAUCUUGGAUUUAGGUGAGCUUGAGCAUUGUAUAUCUUCCAUUCUAGUGUCCACUUUGUUGCAGGUUAAAGAUCUUUUUACUAACUUAAUUUUGGAGGGUCUAUCUAGAAUGCUGACAGCAUUAAAAAAAACAGUUUUGUUUGUCUUUGAAAAUGGCAACCAACUUUUUUCGAAUUGACUACCGCUUUGAAGAAUUUGGGAGCUAAGUGGCUAUCAGAAAAAAAAAUUAAUUUCAUGCCCUGAUAUGUCUAGUAAAUUUGAGGGUUGACAGACAAAAGCUUGGACUGGUCACACACCCUGGUUGUCAUUGUCUGAUACAAUGAAAACUAUAAUUUGAGAACUAUAAAUGGAGCAUUAACAGUAGGUUUAACAGAGCACAGUUUAUUUUUUGAGUUACCAAGCAUUUAGAGCCUGUACAUGGAAAUAAGUGAAAAAGCAUAAUGUAGAACAACUUUACCACCCUUUGGAGGUGCACCAGUUUACAAAUUGCACUAGGCAACAAUUCACGAAGCCUGUGAUUGUCGUUUUCGAUAAUGUCUCUUUAGCAACAUUAUCGAAAACGACAAUCACAGGCUUCGUGAAUUGUUGCCUAGUGCCAACCAUCCAAAGCACAAUUUAAGACGUAACAGGCGUUUUGAAAUCCCCCGGUGGAGGACAAACCGGUUUAAAAACACCUUCAUGAUGGCCUCCACCAUUAAAUAUAACAACAACAGUUAAUUAAUGAUCGUUUCCUAGAAACCUAUGUAGAUAAUGUAAAUAUAGCUUUUAAAUAUAGAUAGGUUUUAGCUCAUAGAUUUUUUAAUUGUUUAUAAUUUUGAAUAUUCUUAUAUAUAAGAAUAUAUAGUUAUAUAAUAUAUUUAUUUAAUUACAUUAUUGUAAUAUACGCAAUUCAGCCGCAAGGCUGCUAGGUAUAUUUAAAUAAACUAUCUAUCUAUCUAAAUUCUUAGUUUCAUCUAGAUUCACUCACCAUAAGUGCUAACCAAGCAGCCUUACACCAGUUUUUCCCUUGGUUUCCAUUUUAGUUUACCACUCUUUGACCUGACAAAUGAAAAAGAGUUAAGGACAAAUUUUGGAGAAAUAUAGGAUAGUUGCUUGAUGAGCAUCAAAUUCAAAUUCCAUAUAGUGGGUAGUGAUGACAAUUUUGUAAUCCAACCAGAUUUGCUUUGGUUCAUGGUUCAGUUGUACCCAAUGUAACUUCAAAUUGUAGAAGAUUGAAACAGACUUUGGAAAUUGCAAUUGAUCAAUGUGGAAUCUUUGUCCAAUUUUUUUGUUAUUUUUGGACAGGCAUGUGCACCAAAUUUGAGGGAGAAGCUUGGGGACUUGGUACCUUCCUAUGAAAUAAUUGGCCAUAUAUCACAGUACAUGGUGCAAGAAUAUGGAUUCAGUCCUGAUUGUAAGGUUGUGGCAUUCACAGGUGACAAUCCUGCUUCUUUAGCGGGGAUGAGGCUCGACAAAGGGGACAUUGCAUUGAGUCUGGGUACCAGUGACACACUCAUGCUAUGUUUCAAAACUCCCAAGCCUGCCCUAGAGGGGCAUAUAUUUGUCAAUCCAAUUGAAGGUAUUGUAUAUUUGAUUUAGUUUGCAUUCAAUGUUUCAUAUUGAAAGCUUUUUGUAAGGAUUUCCAAAAAUGUAUGUGUCCUUCUCAAGCAAUAGAGGAGAUGUAAACAAAUAGUAACUUAAUUAACGAAUCGCUAUCCCUCUCCUUAUGAAGCUUCAUUGGUCACCCAUUCACAUAGGGAUUAAUUUCAAAAUAGUGCUUUUAAAAUAUAAGGCCAUAUGUGGCUUGGUACAGUCCUACAUAACUGAUCUUACCUCUACUAUAUGUAUGGGACAAGUUAUUCUUUGUGAUCCACCAAAGAAAGUCACUGAAAUAAUCCAUUAUGUAAGUCUUAUGCAAAAAUUGGUGAUUAUUUACUCUUUUAGCAUGGCCGCACCAAAAGUUUGGAACUCACCUCCAACUGAAAUAAAAUAAGCCUCUACUUUUGGCAAUUUUAAAUGUUUGCCUUAGACCCAUGAUUUCAAAUUAGUGCUUUCCUGAUGUCUGUAAAAUUUUAAAUAGUAUUUUUUCUUAUGGUAUCAGCAAUUUUUAAGCCAUAUCAGUUUUUACAUGAUUUUAGUCUUAACUUCUGUUUUAUAGCAUUUCAUUUGUAUAAUUUUUCAGUGAUUCUAGGUUUUUUUAUCAUAUUUUAUUUGCUUAGUUUAUUAUGGUUGUUUUAUAUUUUUUGCACACAUGAUCAUUAUGUCAUGUAGCAUGUACUAUAUAAGUUUAUCAAUUAUUGUUAUUACUUUCAUUUACAACAAAUAAAGACAAAUACUGGAUUGUUUGUGUAACAAACAUCCCAUGGUAGAUAAUGUGACUUAUAUCAUUUAUCCUGCAAGAAAUGGCCAACUCUAAUUUUACUUAUGACUUUUUUACUUGCAACUGUUAGUAACACUGUCAAAAGUUUUUGUAGAAUGAAAGCAAAACUACUAAAUCAUUUUUAUCAUCUGUAUUUCUUUCCCAGCAAGGCAACAGUGUGAAAAUCUGAAAAUAUAUUUUUCUUCCUUGUAGAAAAUGCCUACAUGGCUCUUCUCUGUUUCAAGAAUGGGUCCUUGACAAGAGAGUCCAUACGAGACUCUUCAGCAGACAACUCCUGGGAAAUUUUCAAUAAAGCUUUGAAGAACACUGAUCGUGGCAAUAAAGGAAACAUUGGCAUCUAUUUUGCAGCCACAGAAAUAACACCUUUUGCUGUUGGAAUUCAUCGUUUUAAUGAUAAGGGGGAAAGAGUUGAUUCAUUUUCAAAAGAAAUAGAAGUGAGAGCACUUGUUGAGGGACAGAUCAUGGCUAAGAGAGCUCAUGCAGAAGCCCUAGGGUACUCAUUAGGUAAAUAGUAUGAUCCCAGAUUAUCAUUGUGUUCCUUAAUAUUCUUAUUUAGUAAAAUAAUUAUUAUUGCUCUGUAUUCUUGUUUGUUUUUAACCCUGCAACUCCUAGAAGUGAUUAACAUGUAACUUAUCUUGGCCUGUAAUAUCCAUACUUAAUCCAGCAAAGAGGUUAUGAGAAUACUCAAAAUUUUAAGACAGAAGUUGUUAUCUUGAUUUAACACCAAAUUCCUUGUUCAACUAAUGUGUAUUUUGAGUAGCACAACUGCAAUAAAGCUAGUCAAAUGAAAAGUAGUCAAAGUGGAAAAUUUGAAGCUGAGCUUGAGUCAAUUGGAGAGUGCUUAAUAAAAUAAGGCUGUUUUGAUUAUCUUCUGGGGAAUAUACCAAACUAACCCCUACACAGCAAGGCUAUAAUUUCGUUAUUAUUCUGUUGUUAGGUUCAACUACACGCAUACUUGCAACAGGAGGUGCAUCAUCAAAUCUUGCCAUACUUCAAGUAAUAGCUGAUGUGUUUUAUGCUCCUGUCUUUGCCAUCCAAGAUACAGCCAAUUCAGCUUGUCUGGGUUGUGCAUACCGUGCUAAGCAUGGCUGGGAGUGUAGUAAUGGCAGGUCUUUCAUGGAUGUGGUUAGUGGAGCACCACCUUAUAUAAAAGUAGCAGAGCCCUCAUGUGAUGCUCAGAACAUCUACAACCUACUGACAGCCAGGUACAAGGAGUUGGAAGACAAUAUUGUGGACAGUUCUCAUCAUCAAGUGAAGAAGCCAAGGGUGUAAACCUCACCUAAUGUUCAAGUCUUUGCCAAGCAUUUGGCAAUCAGUCAAAAAUCAAAAUCUGGAAGUCACAAAGCAAUCUGAUGUUAUCAAUACAUUAAUACAAUAUCAGCAGUGAUAAGAAUGAAGAAAAGUAUGGAUUAGUAGUUGUUCCAAUACCUAAUUCUCAGAACUAAUAUCACAAGAAUUGUAAGGCAGACUGUAAAGAGAAUUGCUUAAAUAAAUGAGAUAAGGGGAGGAAAGGUUUCAUAGAAUAUUAUUUGCAGCAAACACAGGUUUAAUUAUAGGCAAUAGUCCAUUUUACAGUUGCAUGCUUAGUUGCCAGGCCUUUGAACUAGAGUGAGGCUAAGAGUGACCUUGUUAAGAUACAAACCUUGCUGCUUUUCAAAUGUAAAUUACUUUAUUAUUAUGCUAACUAGAUACUGGUCUUUAUUACAACAAGGUCACUUUCAGCCUCACUCCAAAUUAAAGGCUUGACAAUUAAGUACAUAACUGUGAAAAGGCUUAUUAUGUCUAGCAUAUGCAAUGGAAAAUAAGCCUAAAAGUUUUUAAUCAAUAUUUUUUUAGAUUAUGUAUGUGUAGUUGUAAAUUAAAUUGAGAUCAUAAAGGCUACUUCUGGUGACAAUUUGUUCAGAAACAUAUCUUCCACAGUCAGGUAUAACAUCAAAGGACAUUAUUGUGUUAUGAAAACACAGUCUUUUUUUUUCUUUUUUUGCAUCACACCUGCAGUAAGCCAGUUUUUUGACUGUUUGAAAUUUUGAAGCAAGAAGGAGUAAAAAAGGCAAGAAGCUAUUAAGCUUGGAAAACAUUCAAACAGAUUUCUUUGAAAAAAAGGGGCGAAAAAACUGACAUCUCUGCUUCUUGUUGUUCAAACUAAUUGCCAUGAGUUUCUGAUGUUUUAUUCUUUCUCUUGGCCUCACUGUCAUUACCUUUCUGCUUAGUGAAUGAAUUGUGUUGAAAGAAGAAAUUUCUUUUUGAUUAAUUUUAAGAGUAAAAGGGUAAAUAUUUUUGGAGGGAAAUGAUAUGCAGAAGCCUAAUACAUAAUUUUCAGUUUAAAAGUACACAUGGUUAUUCUGUAACACAUUUGGAUGAAAUUAAAGAAAGGAUUGGUUUUUCAGACAGAGUUUGUACAGGUAGAUUUCAUAUAUGUCUCUGAUUA